Bombus pascuorum is the source of this 653-nucleotide messenger RNA. RefSeq lists its product as uncharacterized. The coding region runs from base 198 to 623 and encodes 141 amino acids. The record is from RefSeq and is a predicted model, not a curated record. The transcript has 2 exons. NCBI's taxonomy places the organism in Eukaryota, Metazoa, Arthropoda, Insecta, Hymenoptera, Apidae.
UUAAUAAUGGCCAUUCGCGCGAUCCUGAUUGGUCAAUACUCGCUCGUGCGCGUUGCUGCUUUUUCGCAAACGGUGCAAGCAGGCUCCGUGCGCUGUGCUCUGUGUUCAGUCGAGUUCAAUCGUCUGCCGAAGAAAGUAGCCAGCUGGCGGAAGCUGAAGAAACGUGAAGUGACCUCUCUUCGUCAGAAAUCGUCAUUAUGGCCACGCUCACGAUCAUCCUUGUAUACUGGCUCGAAACUCACAUCGGCAGUCGAUACCAUUGUUUGAUUACCUUGGUCUUCACAGUUCUACUGACGCCCUAUAAGUCUCUCGGCCAGAGUUUGCAGAUGUGCGCAGACGGAGUUGCCAGUUUGACAGGACUUGCUGGUAUUGUUGAUGCGUUGAUGACGCCGCGCAACAGAUUUUCCGGCUUUACCAUGGCUUUCCUUGUAUUCGACCUCGCUGCCUUUGGCCUUUCGUUUACAUCUCUAUCUGUGAUCGUCGUUCGUAUUUCCACAAACGUAGGGAUGCCACUGGAUGGUGACAAGUCUAAUUCGGUACGUAUUGUCUGUACUUUCACCGGUACUGUCCUUUCCUAUUUCUUUUUCUCUGCUGAACACUAUGUUGCACUACUGAAAUGUUAAUUACUAUUUUUCUACGUUACUUUUGUUUUC